GAUCGAGUUGGGCGCCAGAGCUCCGCGUAUUCGGGUCGCUUUAGUUGGUUGAAGAAGAAACAGAACAGGACACACUCACAGGAUUAUUAAGGACAAUGGCACUUUUCCGUUAUAGCACGAGGCGAUGCUUGGAGCUGCAGAAAUUAUCUACUGCGAUAGCUCUGCGCUCAUUAUCUGCAGAAUCUACGGAUCUGAGAAAAGUGAUGGCUGAAAAAAUUCCGGUUGAACAAGAAAGAAUUAAAUCCUUCCGGAAGCAAUUUGGUGCAACAAAAGUGGGCGAAGUUACUGUUGACAUGAUGUAUGGAGGAAUGAGGGGAAUCAAAGGUCUAGUGUGGGAGCCAUCAGUUCUGGACGCCGAUGAAGGAAUUCGAUUCCGUGGCAAAUCAAUUCCCGAAUGUCAGAAAUUAUUGCCGAAAGCUUCUGGCGGUUCGGAACCAUUGCCCGAGGGUCUUUUUUGGCUGUUAAUUACAGGCGAUAUACCAACCGAGGCGCAAGUUAAGGCCUUAUCGAAAGAAUGGGCAUCAAGAAGUGCACUGCCAAGUCACGUAACAAAAGCACUCAAUGACUUCCCAAAAUCUCUUCAUCCAAUGACACAAUUCUCAGCGGCAAUUACGCUGUUAAAUAGCGAAAGUGAAUUUGUCAAGGCCUAUACAAAUGGAGUACACAAAAGUAAAUAUUGGGAAACUGUUCUUGAAGAUUCAAUGAAUCUAAUCGCUAAAUUGCCCGUGGUUGCGGCUACAAUUUAUCGUAACAUGUACAAGGGCGGCAAGGGAAUUGGAUCCGUUGAUUCGAGUCGAGAUUGGUCCUGGAAUUUUUCGACAAUGUUGGGCUUUGACAAUCCCGAAUUCAUUGAAUUGAUGCGUCUUUAUUUGACAAUUCACUCGGAUCACGAGGGUGGCAAUGUCUCAGCUCACACUACUCAUCUUGUCGGUUCAGCUCUAUCGGAUCCUUAUCUAUCGUUUGCCGCCGGUAUGAAUGGUUUGGCUGGUCCUCUUCAUGGACUCGCCAAUCAAGAGGUACUUGUUUGGCUGCAAAAACUCCGUGGCCAAGUAGGCGAAAAUCCAAGUGACGAGAAACUCAAGGAAUUCAUUUGGAAUACACUCAAGAGUGGACAAGUGGUUCCUGGUUAUGGACACGCUGUACUUAGAAAAACCGACCCAAGGUACACCUGCCAGAGGGAGUUUGCCUUGAAACAUUUACCCAACGAUAAUUUAUUCAAGUUGGUAUCGCAGGUAUACAAGGUUGUACCUCCAAUUCUUCUGGAAACAGGAAAAGUAAAGAACCCAUGGCCAAAUGUAGACGCCCAUUCGGGAGUUCUUUUGCAAUAUUACGGAAUGAAGGAAAUGAACUAUUACACCGUCCUCUUUGGAGUGUCACGCGCUCUAGGAGUACUCGCAUCACUCGUUUGGUCUCGAGCUCUUGGUCUACCAAUCGAAAGGCCAAAAUCUCUUAGCACUGAUCUCCUCAUGAAGGCCGUUAAGGCUUAAAAUAACAAGCAAAUUAUCAUCCUCGCUCCAGAAAAAAAUAAUUUAUCUCCACUCGAAGUCAUUGUAAAUCAUCGAAGAUCACGUCAUCUCAAAUCGGAGCUAGACUAUGUAAUUAUAGAAUCAACUCCAAAAUCUCGUCCUGAGCGACUGACUUUUGUCGAAGAGUUAAAAUAGACUAAAAAAAUAUAGAGAAAUUGAAAUACCUGGCAUAGAAAACAUUAAUUGUUGUAUCACCACGUGUUCGAAAGAAAAAUAGCGAAAUUAAUAAAUCACAAAAGCAUUGCUGUUUAUUAUUGUUGAUGAAUAAAAUGGGAAUAUAAUUUCUUCAUUUCAUAAACAAUGGUAUAUAGUAGUGCUCCUAUGACGAGUAUUCAUUCGUAUAAAGAAAUAUUCUUUUCUCAUUAAUAAUGCUAAACCUUUUAGUCUCGAUGGAUAUUCUUCUUGAUUUUAUAGAAAUCAAUGUAAUGAAUUUUCCUAACUGAAUUGUAAUUAUAAAUUAUUUAAUUAUUUUAGCAUGUGAUGAAAUGAGAACACAUAGACAAUAUUGCAUAAGUAUUAGUGAGAGCAAAUCCUAACAAUUGUUGUCUAGAAUAAAUUAUAGAUUUGAAAAGAAAAAGAGAAAAAGCUCUUUGUGAAUAGUACUUGAAACUGAAAUGUAUUGUGGUGCUAGAAUUAUAUCACCUGAUUCGUUUUUAUUUUCAGGACAUAAUCAUUAAAUUGUAUUAAAACUGUUUUUUUUUUUUUUAGAAAUUUAUCCAAAUGAAGACAAAAACAUUAGAAAGUGCCUGAAGCACCAUAUAUGAUUUUUUUUAGGAAAUCCGAUAAAUAAUUAACGAAGCUAUUUCGAUGUGACAAGUCGGCUCAACACGUUUAUUAUUAAUUUGGGAGAAUGAGUCGUGGUAGAUCCACGGCUGCGAGUAUGAAUGUGUGUGUGCUGCGCUUUAUUUAUAAUGAAAAUCGAAAAUAAAUAGAAAUCAGAAUUA
Leptopilina heterotoma is the source of this 2470-nucleotide messenger RNA. RefSeq names its product probable citrate synthase, mitochondrial (gene kdn). The record is from RefSeq and is a predicted model, not a curated record. Bases 96 to 1487 code for a protein of 463 amino acids. Gene Ontology annotation, cellular component: mitochondrial matrix. Gene Ontology annotation, biological process: carbohydrate metabolic process; tricarboxylic acid cycle; citrate metabolic process. Lineage: Eukaryota; Metazoa; Arthropoda; Insecta; Hymenoptera; Figitidae. The transcript has 4 exons.